AUGGCAAACAUGAUUAAGUUAGUCAGUACUAUUGGUUUUUCUGUAAUAUUUGCUGUUAUUCUCAAUGAAGUAACUGCAAAACCCCAACACCCUCCUCUCAAAAUCGUAAAUGGAACAACCGCUAAAGAUGGUGAAUUCCCAUACAUGGUUCAAUUACUUUCCGAUUCUGAUGCUUUCUUUUGUGGUGGAUCAAUUAUUGGCGACAGAUGGAUUUUGACGGCCGGUCAUUGUGUUGAAGCUAGUGAAGGUGGAAAAGUCGUAUACGGAACCAACCUUUUGGCCGAGGAGAAACAUCUAGACACCGCAAUAAAGAUCAAAAAGAGUUAUUUACAUCCACUAUUUGCCUAUAACUACACUUACGGUGGAGACAUCCCAUAUUUUGAUGUUGGUAUUCUUGAGCUUGAACAUGCUAUUCCAUUUGAUGCCAAAGCACAACCAGUCCAAUUGGCUAAUUCCGAGACUAAUUCCAGUGCUCCAAUGCCUUUCCAUCAAAAUGGUACUUUAUCUGGAUGGGGUGUUAAUGAAACCUUCGGAGCAGCUGCAGAAUUCUUACAAAAAAUCAAUUUGCAACUUUUAAAUGAUACAGAAUGUGCCCGAAAGAUUGACGACUAUGUUAGUGUGGAUAUCUUCAACAGUACUCACAAUUUGUGUAGUGAUGAUUACUAUAACGGAGAAUGCUUCGGUGAUUCUGGAAGUCCUUUUGUUGUCAAUGGACUCCAAUAUGGUGUGGUUUCCUGGUCUUUCAAACCGUGCGGCAUCACUCCAGGAACUUACAGUCGUUUGACUACGCCAGCUUACCGUGAAUUUAUCAGAAAUGUAACUGGAAUUUAA
Messenger RNA from Ceutorhynchus assimilis (cabbage seed weevil), 831 nucleotides. NCBI's taxonomy places the organism in Eukaryota, Metazoa, Arthropoda, Insecta, Coleoptera, Curculionidae. The record is from the annotation of a GenBank genome assembly.